AAAGAGCAAUAAGGAAGACGUUUGUUACUCAUUGACUCAGGCAGACUUUAUACCCCUCAGCGUAACAUCAAGAAAGCCACACACUUCAGUACAUUCACCAAAGGCUUUUGUUUGGAAACAACAGGCCCAACGAUGAGCGACGUUUUAGAGGAUGAAAGUGACCUCUCCUUCACUGUGAAGUUUCUGGGCCGGGUGGAGGUGGUCCGCCCUUCGGGGCUACAGAUCCUGGAGGACGCUGCGCAGAGUCUAAAGACGGCAGAUAAAUUCAACUCAGAAAAGGCAGCGAGGAACAGCAAAGUCCACAUCUUCCUGACAUUGAGUGGGAUUGACAUCUUGGAAAACAAAACCAAGUAUCUCCUGUACUCGUGCCCUCUCUCCACGGUCUCCUUCUGCGCCGUCCUGCGCUCCUCGCCCAAAGUCUUCGGCUUCGUGGCGCAGCAUCCUGCAUCAGACAAGUACCACUGCUACCUGUUCCAGAGCCAGAAGUUUGCUCCUGUGCUGGUCUCAGCUAUCGGCGAUGCCUUUCAAGUGUCCAGAAAGGAGCACAACGUCAGAGGGGAGCGGGACCUGGUCGUGGAGGCGCUCAGACACAAGAAUAAAGUGCUGCAGAGAGAAAACGAAGAGCUGAAAAGGAAGCUUGCAGGACAAAAUAUCUAUGAGAGCAUGCCUAAGUAGUAUUUAGACACGCAUGUGCGCUGUGGAUACAAAUAAGUAACGUCCUUGGGACAAAAGAUUUUAACAGACUCAAGCAGGAGUGGGUGAUUGAGGCGGCGCAAGCAAAAUACAUGUAUAUAUAUAUAUAUACAGAGUGGUAUACAGAGAC
Fundulus heteroclitus (mummichog) is the source of this 823-nucleotide messenger RNA. RefSeq names its product PTB domain-containing engulfment adapter protein 1. Bases 133 to 675 code for a protein of 180 amino acids. The transcript has 7 exons. Lineage: Eukaryota; Metazoa; Chordata; Actinopteri; Cyprinodontiformes; Fundulidae. The record is from RefSeq and is a predicted model, not a curated record.